ACACUUCCUGUCUGCGAAGGGCGUGGCUCUAGCCCCGCCCAUUUGCGCGUCCCCGGCGGUUUCGUGCAAGCCUAGAAGAGUGGCGCGAGGCUGUGCAUGUGCCAGGUUAGCUUGUCAUUGUACGCCCACGGAGGAGCGCGUGGUCGGCCACACUGCUGGGAAGGUACAUGUUGAAGUUGUGACCCUCCAAGCCCAAGCAUGGAUCCUGAAAAUAACGGCGAGGUUGUAGCCGUGUUGGAGAGUCCGCAACAGCAGGAAGAGGAGACGACCUUGGCCGCGGCGGCAGAAAAGGAGGUGGAGGCGCAGCCGGACGUUUGCACAGAACCUGAGAAUCCAGCAGCUGCAGCCGAAGAGGAGCAGGUGGUGAACGGUGGCGGCCAUGAUGAAGCACAUGGUGCUGCGGUGACAGGAACCGAGUCUGAGGAGAAGGUGGAAACUGAGGUUGAGCACAGCUCUGAAGCAGAGACGGCGCCCGUUGUGGUGCCGGUAGAACCGAUUGCAGCACCAGAGAAGAGCCCGGAGCCUGACCCCGAUCCAGAGGACUUGCCAGAGUUGAUUCCAGAAGCCGAUGUAACGGAGAAAGCAACACAGGAAGUGCCUGUACAGGAGACGCAAGCCGAACCGCAGCCUGCCAAUCUGGAGGAGAAGACGCCAGAACAAGUGAAGGUAGUUACGGAGGCUGUGGCAGAAGAAGUUAGCAAGGAGGUUCUUCCAGAAGAUGGCGGUGAGGCUGCAAAGGAAGAGCUUGGCAAGACAACGGAAGUGUCUCCUGAAAAAACAGCUCAAGUUGUGGUGCAGGAGGUGGAGAAAUCUGCUGAAGCAGCGCCACCUGCAGAGCCCCAGAAGGAAACUGAGCCAGAAAAAAGUGCCGAGUCAGCGGUUCCAAAAGAAGCUGAGUCGAGCGACACUGUACCUGAAAACGAGGCGCCGGCCCCCGCUGCAGGAUCCCUGUCGUUUGCACUCCUGGAACAUGAGAAGACCAAAGAUGCUCUGCGGAACUCUCGCACCCUCGUUGUCCUCAGAGGUCUCCCCGGAAGCGGGAAAAGCUUCCUGGCUCGUGCCGUGGCCGACUCCUACAAAGACCGCUGUUCAGUCUUCCACGCUGACGACUAUGGAGUCAAACCGGAGAACCAGGACUCCAACGCGGAGGGACACAAGGCCAUGGACGCGGCCGUGGUGGCCUGCUGCGCCGAACCCUCGGUGCUCAUCGUGGUGGACGACACCAACCACACCCAGGACCGGCUGGCCCGUCUGGGCGAGCUGGCCAGGGAGAACCGGCUGGUCGUGGUCUUCCUGGAGCCGCGCACCGAGUGGAGCAAAGACGCCGCCCGGCUCGUCAAAAUGACCGCACGCAAACUCAAGCCGGCGCAGAUCACAUCCAUGAAGCGCCACCUGGAGGAGGUGCCCCUUCCUCUCUACUUUGGCUGGUUUCUGCUUCCUCCUGUGCAGGAUCAGCUCAGGUCCACAAACGCAGACUUCCUGAAGGCACUGAACGCUCUGGACGCAUUCAAGGAACGCAUUGCGGACUUCUCUGAGAAUGAAAACAAGGAGGUGGAUCUGACGCAGCACUUCAAAGCCAAAGGAAGCCUCCAUUGUACCACCAAAUUCUCUAAUUAUGGCAAGGCAACCGGUGCCAAAGAAUAUGCAGCCAAACCAGCUGUAAGAGAAUCGUAUGGUUCUGUCUUCGACCUAUCCCUGACCGCCCUCUUCGUCACGCCACGCACCGUCGGCGCCCGAGUGAGCCUCGCGGAGGAGCAGCUUGAGCUGUGGCCAUCCGACGCCGAAAAGGAGGCGGAGUCCUCCGUACCCGGUGCCGCCUCCUUGCCCGUGGGGAGUCGUGCCCACAUCACUCUCGGCUGCGCUCAGGGCAUCGAGCCGGUCCAAACGGGUCUGGACCUCCUGGAGAUCCUGGCCUUGCAGCAGGAAGGCCAGCAGGGGGAGCCAGUCGCCGACAUGGAUCUUGGCCCGCUGCGCUUCUACGGCGACGGGAGGUGGAUGCUGGAGUUCAAGGAGCCCAUGUGUGCGCCGGCGUUGUUCUCCAGCUUCUACAAGCGCGAGGGGCCUGAAAGCGGGCAGAGCAAAAAGGAGUCCAAGAAGAAGUGCACCAUCUUGUAAAUGGCUGCCAGGAAAAGGAUGGCUGGUUAGUUUUCAGUUUAGUGCAGCAAUGAGAUGUUCACAUGUAGCUACCCACAAUCUUCAAGAUGUGUGCCUUUUUUUGUUUUUGUUUGCACCAGCACCCAAAAUGCCUUCUACGUAGUUAGUAUAGUAUCUGCCUACAUGUAUCGGUGGCAGUUUCAGGACCUGUUUUGGGCUAGCUUCCUGGCUAAUACACCCAUUCCAUACACGUCUGCUUCCCUAGCUGUGAGUGAAAUCAUGUCCUUCCAUAGCAUGCAACCCCCUGGUAGGACUUUCAUCGUCUUACUCCAUUGCUUCAAGUAGCUCACUUCACGUGUUGCCUUUUUGUCCUAGUUCAGCAGACUAGCUGUCAUUUCCCUGCAGCACGAGCAGGCGAGAAAGGGAUUGUUUCCAUAGUGAAAGGGCCAAAGCUGUCUGUUGUGUAUUAGAGUGAAUGUGCAUUAGAGAGCCUUUCUUGACACGUUUGCACUGUGCAUUGUUUGAAAGGGAGAUCAAUGAAUUUGGCUUUUUUUUUUUUUUUUUUUUUGCUUUCAGACGCUCGCACUUAAAACGAACGCUGUGAAUCCAAAUCUUGUGAGCAUUCGCAACCUCUGUGCUGUGCAAGACUGCAGCGUUGCUCUUUUUAGCCACUUUGAACAACGCUUCAUGAAUUUCCAUUUCAAGUUUGCAACUUCUGGCUUGGUCUGGAAGGACAACUUUAUGUAGCUCUUACGAACCACUAUUUUUUUGCACUUGUUUUGUACACUUAAUAAAAAAAAAAGAACAUGAUGCUCCAG
Messenger RNA from Doryrhamphus excisus (bluestripe pipefish), 2912 nucleotides. It is a transcript of the gene cnp, whose product is annotated as 2'',3''-cyclic nucleotide 3'' phosphodiesterase. NCBI's taxonomy places the organism in Eukaryota, Metazoa, Chordata, Actinopteri, Syngnathiformes, Syngnathidae. Gene Ontology annotation, cellular component: membrane; cytoplasm. Gene Ontology annotation, molecular function: 2',3'-cyclic-nucleotide 3'-phosphodiesterase activity. Gene Ontology annotation, biological process: cyclic nucleotide catabolic process. The record is from RefSeq and is a predicted model, not a curated record.